Messenger RNA from Ilex paraguariensis (yerba mate), 1482 nucleotides. The record is from the annotation of a GenBank genome assembly. NCBI's taxonomy places the organism in Eukaryota, Viridiplantae, Streptophyta, Magnoliopsida, Aquifoliales, Aquifoliaceae.
AUGAUGGAUAUGAAAAAAAGAAAUGUUGAGGAUGAUGAUUUCGAAUCAACUUUCGAAGACUUCGAAAAGUACUUCACAUCAUCAGAUCCUUCUUUCCUUUCAUUAGAAAACCUUCUUAAGGACAAGACCGAAAGUUUGCCAUUAUUUGAAUCCAAUUCUGAAAAUGGAUUAAAUCCAACUAUUCCGAUCCCUUAUUCCGGCAGAUCAAUCGUCAGUCAAAAUGUUCCGGCCAACGGGCAGAACUUUCUUCCGACUUCUGGGUUUAUAAAUAUGCCUUCCGGUGGCCAUGGUACCAUCAGCUCAAUGUCGGACUCAACUCCACCAGUUGUUAGCCAAUUUAGUCCACAACUCAUAGAGAACACUCUCCCUUAUAGGAUUAUCAAUUCAAUGCCAAACUUCGAGCCACCACAAGCUCUCAGCCUAAAUCUUUCAUCAAAUAGUGUAAACAGUCUCUUGGACAGUUUUAAGUCUUCGAAUCAGAAGGAAAGAAUCAAUAGAAUGCCUUCUUCUAUACCGAUUGAUAGGCGUGGCAAUGGCAUUGCCUUGACCACGAGGGGGUCAUCUUCUAUGGCACCCCCAACUCGGCCACCAAGGCACGUCCUUGGAAAACAACCCUUGCCACCACCACCACUACUUUCAGGUGGUGCAGGUCAAGAAGGUCGAUGGAGGAUCAGAAAGACGCCUCCGGCAAUGCAGGAGGAACCUGCAGAAACUGAUGGACAACGGUUGAAGAGAAUCUUGAUCAACCGGGAGCCGACUAUUGAGGCAAAGGAGGAGAAGAGGUUGUCUCUGUUCGAGCUUGAACAAAAACAAAAAAACUUGCAAGCAGAAUCCAUGAACUUUUCUGCACGAUUACUGCAAAUGAAGAGAGAGCCGAUCAGGCUGGAUGCUUUGAACUACAACAUGAAACAACGUUGGAUUAAUGCCGGGGAACAACUUCGGCUGCAAAACUCUUUGAAUGAAGCCAAGAGAAAUGAUGUCAAGAAUAAAGGAAUCCCUGGAUUAGGUAAUCAACAUUUGCGCCUGACCGGACUCUGUUCAUCCUCUCAAGAUAGGAGUCCUGCGAUGCAUGGUACAUCUGCCAUGGCACUGCCUUCACAAUUUCAUUUGCAAUCUCUUCAUAAGCAGCAGCAGCAGCCAAGCUUUGCUUCCUUCAAGAACAACAGCUCUGGAUUACUGGAAGACCUUGUCAUGAACCACCAGCUCACUCCGAUUCCUAAUCAGCACCAGCACCAGAACCAGAACCACCAGCAGCAGCACCACCUCUCACCCAGUCUCAACUAUCAUGAAGUGUAUAAUCCCCCAAACAUAAACCAGUCACCUGAGCUCCAAGUUAAGAUGCCACAACAGCUUCAACAUCCGAAUCUUUCGUUCCAUCCUGACCACAGUCCUCUAAUGAUGAAUGCUAUUCCUCUCACCGUGCCACAAUCUGCAAGUAAUCAAGUCAGAGUACUUCAUUUGAGCAGGAGCUACCAGAAUUAG